This is a messenger RNA of Pristis pectinata (smalltooth sawfish), 2215 nucleotides long. RefSeq names its product DNA methyltransferase 1 associated protein 1 (gene dmap1). Gene Ontology annotation, molecular function: transcription corepressor activity. The coding region runs from base 292 to 1677 and encodes 461 amino acids. Gene Ontology annotation, biological process: DNA repair; negative regulation of transcription by RNA polymerase II; chromatin remodeling. Gene Ontology annotation, cellular component: NuA4 histone acetyltransferase complex; Swr1 complex; nucleus. NCBI's taxonomy places the organism in Eukaryota, Metazoa, Chordata, Chondrichthyes, Rhinopristiformes, Pristidae. The transcript is spliced from 13 exons. The record is from RefSeq and is a predicted model, not a curated record.
CGACGCCGCUGUUAUGCCGAGAGCGCAGUCGGAAGAUUAAAAGAGAAAAGCUGAGCUUGUUUCUGGGGUGGUCCCUUUGAUGGCAAAGGAACGUAGAAAAUUUGAGCAUUCACAAGGCAGAGAAAAUCUACUGCAUCGGAAUGUGACGUGAAACAAUCAGAAAAAAGAAUGAGAAAAGUUUCUUCCUUGCAUUCAAUAUAUUGGGGUGAAAGGUGAAGAAUACUUUGAAAGCCUAGGAAGUCAAGCACCAUCUGUGGAGAAAGAAACAGUUUGCAUUACAGGUACACAAAAAUGGCUACAGGAGCAGAUGUUCGUGAUAUUCUGGAACUGGGUGGUGGUGAUUCUGAAAACACGCCAAUCAGUAAAAAAGAUAUUAUCAACUCCGAUAAGAAAAAGUCAAAGAAAUCAACAGAAACACUCACUUUUAAGAGACCAGAGGGAAUGCACAGAGAAGUUUAUGCUCUCCUAUAUUCUGACAAAAAGGAUGCUCCUCCAUUGCUUCCAAGUGACACAACCCAAGGUUACAGGACUGUUAAAGCAAAGCUUGGCUGUAAGAAGGUACGGCCAUGGAAGUGGAUGCCUUUCACCAACCCUGCCAGGAAGGAUGGUGCAAUAUUUUAUCAUUGGAGACGUCUGGCAGAUGAAGGCAAAGAUUACCCUUUUGCUCGGUUUAAUAAGACUGUUCAGGUGCCUGUAUACUCAGAGCAAGAAUAUCAGAUGUAUCUACAUGAUGAUGGAUGGACCAAAGCAGAAACAGACCAUCUCUUUGACCUCUGCAAGCGCUUUGAUCUCCGUUUCAUUGUCAUCCAUGACCGCUAUGACCACCAGCAGUUCAGGAAACGUUCAGUUGAAGAUCUGAAAGAGCGAUAUUAUAGCAUUUGUGCAAAGUUAACAAAGAUCCGAGCCCCACCUGGUUCUGAUCCCAAGCUUUCUGUCUUUGAUGCUGGACAUGAGAGACGGAGAAAAGAGCAACUUGAGAGACUGUACAACAGAACGCCAGAGCAGGUGGCUGAAGAGGAGUACUUAAUACAAGAAUUAAGGAAAAUUGAAAUGAGAAAAAAAGAGCGAGAAAAGAAAACGCAGGAUUUGCAGAAACUCAUCACAGCUGCAGACAAUACCACAGAAAUGCGCAGGGCAGAGCGAAAGGCAGCAAAAAAGAAACUUCCGCAGAAAAAAGAAACAGAAAAACCGACUGUACCAGAAACUGCAGGUAUCAAAUUUCCAGAUUUCAAGUCUGCAGGAGUCACAUUACGAAGUCAAAGGAUGAAACUGCCUAGCUCAGUUGGACAGAAAAAAAUCAAAGCCAUUGAACAGAUGCUGACAGAAUUGGGAGUUGAUCUAAACCCAAUGCCCACAGAAGAGAUUGUGCACAUGUUCAAUGAACUUCGCAGCGAUCUGGUGUUAUUGUAUGAACUCAAGCAGGCAUAUGCCAAUUGCGAAUAUGAACUUCAGAUGCUACGACAUCGAUAUGAGGCCCUGGCAAAGGCAGGGACAACUAACCUGUCAUCAGAAGGCUUUGGCAUUGAUGGGCAGUUAGGAACUGUGGGAACCAGUUCUGAAGAAAUUAAGGGAGAAGGAAAAGAUCAGUUCAUUGAUGUUGUUGGAGCUGCACCUCUCACACCAAAUUCGAGGAAGCGAAGAGAAUCUGCUUCAAGCUGUUCUUCUGUAAGAAACUGAAGAAACCGUGAAGUAAUUUGAAAAUCUACAGAGUGGACGAAAUGUGGUUAAGUGGAUCUUUUACUACGUAGCUGUUAUGCAGAAAAGACCAUCAAAACUCCAGGAAAAUUGGGAGUAGCGAAUUCCAGUGAUAAAUUAUCCAGCAAUGUUAGAAAGUAAUGAAUAUUGAAAUCACAAUCCAAGUCACGACAACAGAAAAAAACUUCCAACCUAUGUCCGGUAGAAGUUCCAUCAAAUACCCCAGCUGAUCCAGAACUUCACUGCCAAGACAUUUUUCUUUUUUCUGAACUGGAUUGAUGUCCUUUGGAUAUUUGUUUAAAUGUUUACUCUCUAGAGGUUUUGUUCUUUUCGUACUGGGCAAUGAAAGUAUCUUUGAGUGAAGACCACUCACACAACCAUAGUUUUGUUACAAAUUCUCCUCAAGAAAGAAACUGCUACAAGUGUAACAGAAUCCAGUUACUAGGAAUUGUUCAAAUUACUUUGUAUGCAUCUGUUGUAGUGCAGAAAUAUCAAUGAAGAAUAAAUAAAUCUUUUUUAA